Molecule: messenger RNA, 5055 nt
Organism: Dendronephthya gigantea
Lineage: Eukaryota; Metazoa; Cnidaria; Anthozoa; Malacalcyonacea; Nephtheidae
Product: solute carrier family 22 member 15-like
Exons: 9
Coding region: 1261-2820 (519 amino acids)
Biological process (GO): transmembrane transport
Cellular component (GO): membrane
Molecular function (GO): transmembrane transporter activity
Source: RefSeq, a predicted model, not a curated record
UUUGCGGUUGCAAAAAAGCUUGUUGAACCGGUUUGUAGUACCGCAAACGUUGAUGUUUAAAAAAAGUAAUCAGAAACAACAGCUUAAACCCGAGUGACCUGAUAUAACUAUUAUCAUAUUGCAAAAUAUUUACUGCUGAGUUGAUGAAAGGAAAAGCUAGAAAUAAUUAUUCGGAUUAUACAAUGUUACUAAUGCAUCCAUAUUUCGCUCGCCCGCACUGCGUCUCAGGUCUGAAGAAUGAUCCGGUGCUAAAGACAAUUUUUAUUGCCGAGUGAUUUUUGCUCGGGGCAGGAGAAUGCGAAUAAAUCACCACUUUUUAAAACAGCAAAGUUAAAUUAGUAAAACAGCAAAGUUUGGCUGCAAAAUGUUCUGAAAUAGGGAAAUUAUAGCCUAAAAGAUUUUGCGACUUUUUCCUUCUCAACUGGAGUUCACUGAUUUCGUAGCAUGCUAUUUUUCUCGCAACAGCCGAGAGACCAUCACUUCGUUUGCAAUUUAAAUUUGAAAUACCUUGAACACUUGUACAAACAAGCUUACAUACACCAGCAAACAAGCGCCUGAAGCCGACAGCAUCGCCAUGCUGCAAUAAACCAUUCGAGCAAAAACUCAUUUUCAGCUUACAUAUUGCACAAUUGAAAAGGAAGGGCUGAAUUCAUAAAGUAUUGAAAUAAAGGUAUCGUAUUUAAAAGCUAUUUAAACUGGUCAUAUCAUAUUACGAUCUCAGUUGUGCUGUAUUAUACAAGAGUUCAAAUGUAAACAUUAGCUGUUAUUCAAAACAACAUGCUUUUUUGCUUUUCAUCGUUUUUUUAUUUAUCGCAAAUCUUAAAUCAUCAACCUUGACCUUGUCGCUCGCAUUUCGGGCUAACUGACUGACAAACGUUUCUACUUUCUAGUGUUUCUAAUUAUUUUCCUAAAUUUCUAAUUAUAUUCCCAACCGAUUUUUUAAAAUUAUAUUGAUUUAGCGAAUACUCGGAACCGAUCACAAAUGACUUUAGCCUAGGACGUACGGCAGCAGCUAGCUCCACUCCAAGAUUGUUAAGUUAUGAUCUUCGAAUAACUGCCGUGUAAAAAUAAAUAAAUGAAUAACCUGUAUGUUUAUAUGAAAUAACCGGUUUUGUAAAAAAAUUUGCAAUGGAAAUUACGCCGUUUUAAUAACAGUAUACUGCCUACUUCAAUUAACACAUUAAUCAUUAUGCUAGUGACCGCGUGAGGCAAUAUACCGAGACGGUAUGGAAUAAAUAUAUCCUUGAAAUAUCAGUCGUUAUGGGAAAGACAGUGGAUGAGAUUCUUGAGGUAAUCGGCCAGAUGGGUCGUUUUCAAAUCUCAAGGCUGGCCAUGUUUUGCUGUCUUGUGUUUGCACCGACAUUUCAUCUCCUCAACAUGUUCUUCAUCGGCGCCGAGGCACCAUGGCAGUGCGUCAAGAACAGCACAGAGUGCAAACUAAACGGAACCUUUGCUGCUGGCGAUGAUGAUUACAAUUUUAGAUGUAAUAUAAACAGAAGCGAGUGGGAAUUCGCCGAUUACGAAGGCCCUAAAGACUCCAUUAUUAGUCAGUUUGACCUGGUUUGCGACGAUGCUUUCAAAGGUUGGCUGGCGAAGUCCAUGGUCUACAUUGGUAUGACGGUGGUGACGAUACCUCUUGGAAUGAUAUCAGAUCGCUACGGGCGUUUGAUAACCCUCUACCCGAGCCUCUUCGUCAUAAUCUUCGUCGGAUUUGCGUCUGCCUUUGCCACCGAAUAUUGGCAAUUCUUAGUUUCGAGAUUCUUUGUUGGUUCUGUAAUUUACGGCGCGUAUUUUCCCAUCUUUAUUCUAUCUGGAGAGUUCGUUGGACCCAAGUACAGACCGCUCUCCCAGACAGUAAUGUGGUUUGCCUUCUCUGUAAUUCUACUGCUUCUAGCAUUGAUGGCGUUCUUCGUCAGAACAUGGAGAACUCUCAUGAUAUUGUGUAAUGCACCUUGGGUAUUCGUCUUCAUAUUUUGGAAAUUCACACCGGAGUCAAUCCGCUGGUACAUGACCCACGAGAAGAUUGAGAAAGCUGAAGGGGAACUCAGGGAUAUAGCGAGGGUGAAUAGAAAAGAAUAUCCCCAGGAGAUCCUUAAGAUCCCACCCUCUUCAACUAAAAGCCUCAGCUGUAUCGCUCUGUUUUCAUCUUGGACAUUAGCUAUUAGUGCUCUCAUUCAGGCCUUUACUUGGUUUAUCAAUGGUAUGGUAUACUAUGGUGCUUCGUAUGGUGCAAGUGAUCUUGGUGGUAGCAUGUAUCUGAAUUAUGCACUAACCAGUCUGAUAGAAAUACCAGCAAAUUUUUUGGUAGUUGACAAUUGUGAAAGGUUCGGACGUAAAAAAACAGUUAUUUUUCAUAUGAUCCUUGGAGGGAUUGCGUGUUUUGUAGUUUCCUUGAUUCCUGCUGGUGUUGAUAGAACAGAUUUCAUUGUUGGUCGUGUGAUUGGUGGGAUGUUAGGAAAAGGUUUCAUUACUGUGUCUUUCAACUCGAUUUACGUUUGGUCAGGCGAAAUCUUUCCUACCGUUGCAAGAAAUAGCGGCAUGGCAUUUGUUGGUGUCAUGAGCCGUAUUGGUGCUGUGAGCGCACCAUUUGUUGUUGAAUUGAAAAGAAUCCAUCCAACUUUACCGUUUGGACUGAUGGGUGGUUUGGCUGUCAUCGCUGCCCUGGGGUGUCUGAUUUUACCAGAAACACGUGGACGACCAACCGCAGAAGUUUACGACACCAACAACGACGCAGCCGAGGAGUUUAUUUUGCAGAGAAAUGGGCGAAAUGAUGACGAGGAAUCUCCUACGGAAGACGCUGGCAAAGGCACGGAAGCUUGAGUUGAGAACAUGCACAAAUUAACAGUUGCAGCAAUCAACUGGCUGCAAAGUUAUCGAUUAAACAAACUUAAUUCUUAGAAAUUCAAAACCUUAUUUAUAUCAUUUUCUUUCCUGCUCUUCAACAUGCAGACCUUAUAUCACGACAAACGGCUCGUCAGUAGCCAUUUAGGCUACUACUGUAUGUUCACACGAGCGUCGUUUUCGAGCGCUUUCAGAAUCGUUUUUGUCUGUCUUAUUGUUUUUAUGCCCUGUCCACAUGAUCCAAGGAAAAAUUUGCCUAAUUUGUUAAAUUAGCUUCAACUUCUAUUGUAAAAGUUGACGGUAUUUGAAACCGUUUUGGGAUGAAAACGAAUGUGAAAACGCUCGAAAGCGUUACCGUGUGCAUAUAUAUAGCUUUAGGUUCAUUGAAAUGACAACAUUAAGUAACAGGUUUCUCGCAAUUUGACAUCGCGGUCACAACAGUCCAGAUCACAACUUCGGUCACAAGUUCCUUUUCAAACUUUCAGAGUCAACCAAGCAAGUUACCUUGGCGAGGCUCGCCAAACGCAAUUCACCUGUUCUUUGCAUGCAAUAACAAAUUUAAUUACGUGAUGCUAAAAGCCAAUUUAAAAUAGAUUAUCCUUUACGGCGUAUAUUUGAAAGCUGAUAACGUGGUCGAUUAUUUAACAGUAAAAAAUUCCCAAUCGCGUAUAGUUUAAUGAUACCGCAAUGACCUUCUGACAUCGAGGAAGGUCGAAAGUGAAACACUGAAGUAUCGACCGUAUCUAUACAGUCAUAUACCAACCAGUAAACAAAAAUUGAAUUUCACCUUUUGUUUGCCCGUUCUAUAAACCUCAAAGAUUACAACACAAAGCUUGCUUCUGCAUUGUCUUGAAACGUUUUAAUUACACACGUCUCUCGUUUCCCACACGAGUUGCAGUUGUUUUUCAAAAUCAUCAACAUACCAAUAUACGUAAUUACAUAAAUACAGCUUAAUGCCGCCAUUACAAACAUGCUAAUGACAGUCAUGUAGGUUGAGAUCAGCACGCUUUUUUCUCUCAAUGAGUUCCUGUUUUUCUUUUGUCAAGUAGAGCUAUGGCAACAGUAAAUGAGUGAUAGAAAGCAAAGCUUUACGAGAGUCUCAUUAACUCUUAUGUCCUGGUCAAACGAGAAUGACAGUUGAUCAGAGUUAGCAAGCGAGAGUUUGUAUGAGAGUUUCAUCAGGUCGUGGGCGACCCCUUCCUAUCCUUAACGACCCCCUCCUAUCCUUAACGACCCUCGCCUAUACUACGAAUGUAUUGACACCAUCCCAAAAGUGGAUAACGUUACCAUGGCACUUAAACCACUCAGUGUCAAUUAUCCCUUGUUAACUCUGGAAUUCAAGUUAUGAUGAGGGAAAGAAGGUUAACGAGAACCUGACCUUUUUGAGUGCGCACGACUCCUAUACGAGUUACCUCGAGGCCACGAAUCGAUCAUGUAUUUUCAGCAGAGGAUUACUUGGAAACGGUUGAUUUUUUUACCUUUCAGACGAUUGAAAAACGAAGAGCAAUAUUCAGACAGGAAAGAUUAUGUGAUUUGCGUCAGUACCGCUGAUUUGCGGUUGAAAUAUGGGACAAAAUGAAAAGGAAGCGUCUGAAUGUCAUUUGUUUUUAUUCCUUCCACGCAGAUAAUUAGUGGAUAUCGUAAACAGAAUUAACAAAACCAACCUAAUUUAAUGCUUGUCAUCGACAAAUGAACGCUAUUGUUGCUGAAAAUUCAAUAAAUUCUUUACUACCACUGCAUCUCUUUAACGUAAAAAAAACCGGAACCCUUCAGAACAAUAAUUAAUUCAUUAAUUCCAUGUUUUAACGCUUUCUAAUCAAUGUUAAAGUAAAAAAAUUCAUUUAAACCUUGCUUUUUUUAAAGAAGCUUAUCCCGUAAACACAUUGUGCAAAUUACUGUCUAAAACUCUAUUAGUGAAUCAGCUUCGUCUUAUCGCAUUACAAAGCAUUAAAGAGAUCUAGUUUCAAUGAAAACGCAAUACACGAUUUCUAUUUAAGAAUAAAACGUUUUUACGUAAACUUUAUAGGAAGAGCAGUUUAGAACUGAUAGAGCUAUCCAGUAUGAAGUCAGAGAUUUAGGAGGAACAGUUUAGAACUGAUAGAGCUAUCCAGUAUAAAUAAAGUUAGUUUAGUUUAGGUUUCAGUCCUGUAGAAACACUUGAUCAAUGACAAUAAGAGAUGAUCCUUACUGGACCUCUAGGAAGAAUAGUUUAGA